AUGGACGUUUAUGCUCAUGCAAAUAAUUCACUCAAUGGGUUACCACCGAAAAUUCGCGAAUAUGUUCAAGAGAAAAUCGCUUUGUGUCAACCAAGUAAUUUUCAUGUUUGUGAUGGAAGUGAACAAGAAAAUCAAGAAUUACUUGAUGCCAUGGAACAAGCCGGUGUCAUUCGCCGUCUCAAAAAGUAUAAAAAUUGUUAUAUCGCUACAACGGAUCCGCGUGACGUUGCUCGGGUUGAAUCACGCACUAUCAUCUGUACGAAGAACAUGAAUGACGUUGUAUCAACACCUCGUUCAGGUUUUCCACCUGUAACAGAUCCCAAUCUACCAAAAAAUCUCAAACAAACACCAUUAGGCAACUGGAUGGAUUCAGAUGAAAUGCUGGAAAUCAUGGAGAAACGUUUUGCCGGUUGUAUGCGUGGUCGUACCCUCUUCGUUAUUCCAUAUAUGAUGGGUCCAUACUCCAGUCCGUAUUCGAAAGUUGCUAUUGAGAUAACAGAUUCACCAUACGUUGUUGUCUCCAUGCGAAUUAUGACACGUAUGGGUACACAAGUGUUCAAAGAACUGAAAGUACCUGACGGUUCAACCGUUGUUAAAUGUCUUCAUUCGGUUGGUGUGCCAUUGCCAUCGGAUAAACCGGUGAGUUCAACAUGGCCAAGUAAUCCUGAACAAACGUUGAUCACACAUUUUCCGGAACGAAAUGAAAUUAUCAGUUUUGGCAGUGGCUAUGGUGGAAAUUCUCUUUGUGGCAAGAAAUGUUUAGCUUUACGAAUUGGAAGUACUUUAGCUAAACGAGAAGGAUGGUUAGCUGAACAUAUGCUUAUUAUGAGUAUCACCAAUCCAGAAGGCGUGAAGAAGUAUUUUGUUGCUGCGUUUCCAAGUGCGUGCGGUAAAACGAAUUUGGCUAUGCUUCGUCCAAAGGGUCUUCCCGGUUAUAAAGUUGAAUGUGUCGGUGAUGAUAUUGCUUGGAUGCAUUUCGAUGAGGAAGGUCGUUUACGAGCAAUCAAUCCUGAAUUUGGAUUUUUUGGUGUUGCACCAGGCACCAGUAAAUCAACGAAUCCAAUUGCAUUGGAUAUGGUACAUGAAAAUACGAUUUUCACAAAUGUUGCUGAAACCAGUGAUGGAGAUGUCUACUGGGAAGGAAUCGACCAAGAAAUCGAUGGACUUCAUGAAACUCUAAUUCGUUCAUGGAAAAACAAAAGAUGGUCGGUCGAUUUAGGCGAACCUGCUGCACAUCCAAACAGUCGUUUCUGUACAUCAAUAAAACAAUGUUCCAUUCUCGAUCCUGAAUGGAAUAAUCCUCAAGGUGUACCGAUUGAGGCGAUUAUUUUCGGCGGACGACGACCGGUCGGUGUGCCACUAGUCUUCGAAUCUUUCAAUUGGCAACACGGAGUUUUUGUCGGAGCAUCGAUGCGAUCAGAAGCAACAGCUGCAGCUGAAUUCAAAGGAAAACAAAUCAUGCACGAUCCAUUUGCUAUGCGACCAUUCUUCGGAUACAACUUCGGACAGUAUCUUUCUCAUUGGUUAUCUUUUGGAAAGAAGGAAGGUCUUCAGUUACCGAAAAUCUAUCAUGUCAAUUGGUUUCUCAAAGAUUCUCAAACGAAUCAAUUCUUAUGGCCGGGCUUUGGUGAAAACAUUCGAGUGAUUGAUUGGAUCUUCCGUCGUUUAACAAAUGACUUAUCUAAAAAAGCAUCAGCUCAAGAAACACCUAUUGGUCUUAUACCUGAUCAAAGCACAUCGGAUGGUAUUCGUGGCGGUGAAGUUAAUCCAGCGCUAUUGGAAGUUUCAAAUGAUUUCUGGCUCUCCGAAUGCAAAGCUAUAAGAAAUUAUUUUGAAGAAAACGUCAACGAAAAUUUACCAAAAGAAAUUACUUUAGAAUUAGAUGCACUUCAAAAGCGUUUAUCACACUCAAUAUGA
This is a messenger RNA of Adineta ricciae, 1917 nucleotides long. NCBI's taxonomy places the organism in Eukaryota, Metazoa, Rotifera, Eurotatoria, Adinetida, Adinetidae. The record is from the annotation of a GenBank genome assembly.